AAGAGCGGUGAGCUGCGAUGCGCGACCUGUCUCCAUACUUUCAACACCACCCACCGCUCUCAAGCACUCGAGCUUCACCCCGUCGAUUGCUUUCUACAGCUCCUCACAUCCACUUGAUCAGAUUGCAGACUCUACUUUCGAUCUGCGGCCUCGACAAGUUCGACGAGACGCCAGCUUCAUUUAUUGCCCAUCGUUCGAGCUUUCAGGAUACUAAACUGGGCCAUCUUGAGCUCAUCCUGCCUGCUCCAGCAUCGUUGCGCACACCCGAGACAUUUGAGGCCUGAUAGAGGAGUCUAGAGUUGCCGUGAACUCGUCCUUGCUUGCCCAAACUUGCGAGCUCUUA
Messenger RNA from Ceraceosorus bombacis, 343 nucleotides. The record is from the annotation of a GenBank genome assembly. Lineage: Eukaryota; Fungi; Basidiomycota; Exobasidiomycetes; Ceraceosorales; Ceraceosoraceae.